AAAGAGACAUUUCAUUUAUCUCAGUCUCACAAGAAAAACUGGUUUAAGAUGUUUAGAUUACUCCUGGUUCCACCCGCACAUAUUAAUAAAGGCUGCUGAGAUUGUGAAAGCUUUAGUUCAAUAUCACCGUAUUCAGCUGCUGAAGAGAGAGAGAAUCUGCACCAGCAUCUGACUUCAGGUAUUUGUCACAAUGAGGUUUCUGAUCUCACUGUGUGCAUCGCUGUUGCUGUUGUUGAUCAAUGGUUCUACAACAACUAGCUUUGAUCCAUGCUAUAAUUAUACCAUUCUUGAUGAGUACUGGAGAGACAUACAGCCAAACUAUUACAGUUUGUACAACCCUUCAGGUAAUGACAGUCUUGUUGAAUGGAGAGGCUGGUAUCGACUGUAUCUUGAGAGGACUCAGUGCUCAAAUGUCUGAGUGGUGUGUGAGUACUACUCAUUGUGGGGGUGAAACUGGAUUGUCUCUCAGUGGUUCUCAUCCAAGACUUGAGGAUGGAGUGGUGACCCGUGAAGUGGUGGGAACUAAUGCUUGGUGGUGGUUGUGGUCGUCUUCCUCUUGUGGCAGCUACAAGUCCAACUCCAUUCGAGUCAAAGCUUGUCCUGGAAAUUAUUACGUCUAUGAACUUGUCAAACCCAACGCAUCAAUCCCCAGGCCAAUGUACUGUGCAGUUGCUUUCCAAAACAUCAGCAGUGAUCCCUGCUACAACUAUAAGUCUCUGGAUCGUCCCUGGAGAGCCAACAAUGAAAGUGAAGAUCGCAUUUGUGAUUCUUCUUUCUCCUGGAACGGCUGGUACCGGCUUUUCUACCGUGGAAUGAACAUCCAGUUGCCAGAGACCUGUGUUAGUUCAUACAGAUGUAACACACAGAUAACCCUGUGGCUGAACGGUCCUCACCCUCGGACUGAGGAUGGAGUGGUGAUCAGAGAGGUCUGUGGAGGGACCUACGGGACUCAAUGCUGUAGUUACAAAACAAGACCAAUCAGAGUUAAAGCAUGUCCAGGAAAUUACUAUGUCUAUGAACUUGUGAAGCCAGACGUGUGGUGUGCAGGAUAUUGUACAAAUAUUAGCACCAUUUCACAGCCGAUUUCCACUGUUAGUCCAUCUAUAAUCAGUAGAACCAACAACCCUUUGAAUUAUGACCCAUGCAUUAACUACAACACACUCAAUGACAACUGGAGAAACAUACUUGAUUACGGGCAUAUGAAUGGACUCAAUGCUGAUUAUGAUGACACAGGUGUUAACUGGGAUGGCUGGUAUCGACUCUUUCUUAAUGGAUUGAGUGCUCAGAUGCCUGAAUGGUGUGUGUCUUACUUGGCAUGUGGAGGUUUUAGUUCUCUGUGGCUUGGUGGCUCUCAUCCUCGGCUGGAAGAUGGAGUUGUUACUCGUGACAUUUACGGCUCUCAUUAUGAGGAUUGCAGUUACUACCGAUCCGACCCAAUACAAGUCAAAGCUUGUCCUGGAAACUAUUAUGUCUACAAAUUUACCAGACCACCUCUUUCAAUCCCGUCUCCUGUAUAUUGUGCAGUACGUUUCACCACCCCAAGAGUUGACCCUUGCUACAACUAUAACAGUCUGAAUGAGACUUGGAGAGCAACAGACAAUCCCUAUGAUAGUAACUAUAGAAGCAUCAACACCAAGAACAACAACCACAACAGCGACAGCAUCCAUUACUCCAACAGUCACAACCACUGGUAA
Messenger RNA from Carassius auratus (goldfish), 1694 nucleotides. RefSeq lists its product as uncharacterized. The transcript is spliced from 8 exons. The record is from RefSeq and is a predicted model, not a curated record. The coding region runs from base 240 to 1694 and encodes 484 amino acids. Lineage: Eukaryota; Metazoa; Chordata; Actinopteri; Cypriniformes; Cyprinidae.